AUGGAGGGCAAGUGCUGCAGUCGAUUUCUGGUUUGCUCCAAGACAACCACCUAUACCUUUCUGCUUGGAGGAGUGUUUAUUGCGCUGGGCUCAAGUCGGAUCCUCUUGAUGAAGUAUUCUGCCAAUGAAGAUAACAAAUAUGAUUACCUUCCUACAACAGUGAACAUAUGUUCUGAAGUAGUAAAACUGAUCCUGUGUGUUGUAUUGGCACUGUGGGUUAAGAAAAAAGAGGGUUGCUUGGAUCGCCCUUUUGAAUGUUUUUCCUGGAAGAAUUUUUGUAAUUCCAUGAAAUGGUCAAUUCCUGCUUUUCUUUACUUUUUGGAUAACUUGAUUGUCUUCUACGUCCUGUCCUACCUCCAGCCAGCAAUGGCUGUACUAUUCUCAAAUUUUGUCAUUAUAACAACAGCUCUUCUCUUCAGGAUAGUGCUAAAGCGAAAACUCUCUUGGGUACAAUGGGCAUCCCUGGUGAUUUUAUUCCUGUCCAUCGUUGCCCUGACUCUAGGAACCGGAGGCCAUCAGCAAAGCUUGGCUGUGCACGGAUUCCAUCACAGUAUGUUUUUUAGUCCAGCUAACCACUGCCUUCUCUAUGCCGGCCCUGAGGAAGCAUGCCUGGAAAAGGGCAACUGCGAGGCACCAAGUUUCCUUCCCAGCUUCCAGUGGAAUGUCACCAGUACCAUGGCAGGAGCAUUGAAACCUCUCCGCCUCAGCCUGGGCCAUCUGCUUAUUUUAGUGCAGUGUUUCAUUUCUGCCCUGGCUAACAUCUACAACGAAAAGAUCUUGAAAGAUGGGGAUCAGCUUGCUGAAAGCAUCUUCAUGCAGAACAGCAAACUCUAUGCCUUUGGGGUGCUGUUCAAUGGGCUUAUGCUGGGGCUGCGGGCCAAGGACCGGAGGCAGAUAGGGAACUGUGGCUUCUUUUAUGGGCACAACAUCUUCUCAGUGGCUCUUAUAUUUGUCACAGCUUUCCUGGGGCUGUCUGUAGCCUUCAUCUUGAAGUUCCGAGACAAUAUGUUCCAUGUUAUGACUGCUCAGAUCACCACUGUCAUCAUCACCUCCGUCUCAUUCGUCAUCUUUGACUUCAGGCCUUCUCUAGAGUUCUUUUUGGAAGCUCCUGUAGUGCUUCUCUCCAUAUUCAUCUAUAAUGCCAGUAAACCAAGAGGCCUGGAAUAUGCCACUCUGCGGGAAAGGGGCAAACUUGUCAAAGGAGAUGCAUGGGAGAGGUCAAGUGGGGAUGGAGAAGAAUUUGAGAGACUGAACAAACCAAGCAGCGACAUUGAUACAGAUGAAGAUUCCCUCUAGCAUGAGGCUAGCUCAGAGGAGUGCUAUUAGUCAUAGUGAGAGAAUG
Messenger RNA from Tauraco erythrolophus (red-crested turaco), 1342 nucleotides. The record is from RefSeq and is a predicted model, not a curated record. Lineage: Eukaryota; Metazoa; Chordata; Aves; Musophagiformes; Musophagidae.